ACGUAUAAACUCAUCAUUCACAAAAAAUCCGAGUUUGAGAAUUGAUCGUAACUGAUGCGAUCUCAAAUAUACAAAUCUCAAAUCUACAAAUAUCCAUUGUCUCCAAAUGAAUCUCUAUGCGAGAUUGAGUCUUGAUACAAUUAAUACUUAUGAUACUUGUAAAGAUAUUCUUUCUUAUUGUGCGUGCUUUAUCUCUUCUCUUUAUUUAGAAACUAGUUCUGCAUAUAUACGUGUAUGUGCAAUGUGCAUCUGUAGUUGUUUGUACGCAUUUACAACAGAUGUUUGGACACACUAGUUGGGUAUUCCCCGAUGAGCACUUCCACUACGCCACAAUCGUAUAAUAUCAUCCAUUUCACCGAGGAAAUCUAUGUCAUUACUCAGACACAUCGACAACGGCAAAUUCGCUGUUUUCUAGUCUAGUGUUCGUCUAGUCGUACUUCUACUUUCGUAUUUUUUUCUUUUUUUUUUAAGGACGCGUACGUUAAUAAUAUUCGAGAGAGUAUGUCGUGCAAUGCUCGAGGACGCUGUCAUUUCUGCUGCAAGAGAUAUACCGUGCCCGUAUUCGGAAGUGACGAGACGGCACACAAAUUUCUACAAAAAUUGAAUUCGAGACUCGUGGUUUUGAACACAGUUUGUUCUCCUUGUAUCAUUAAACUCGAAGAUUAUCUCAAAAGGAAAUUUCCUAAUAUACAUUCACCUUUCAAGGAAACAAUCAAGAAAAUUCACAUAGAGAGCCCAACGAGAUUUACUUAUCAAAAUACCAACAAUUUAGAAAUAAUGGAAAAGUCGCAAGUCAAGGAAAAUGUUGAAACGGAGAAAGCUGCAGAAACCGUCGUUAAAAUCGAAGGAAAAGUCGAUUCAAUUGAUAUAGAAAAUAAAGCUGGCACCUACAAUUCGCAAGUUCGCGAAAAUAUUGGAAAUAUAAGGAAGAAACAAUUAACGUGCGAGUUCUGUCAAAAAGAGUUUAAUCACGCAGGGGAUUUCAACAAGCACAGGAGGAAGCACACCGGCGAGCAACCUUACGCGUGUGAUACAUGUGAACGAAAGUUUAAGACGUCGUCUAAUCUUGUUAGACAUCAACAAGUACAUCUUGGAAUAAAGCCAUUCUACUGUCAGAUUUGCGGGCGCACUUUCACCCGAAAAAGCAAACUGUCUGCUCAUUUAAUAGCGAAUCACGAAGCUUUGAUUAAUCAAUGACAUUAAAUAAUGUAAAUUAUGAAAUAGUGAAAUACAAAUGAAAAUAAUAGUCUGUAAUAAAACGUGAGAUUUAGUAGAAAAAAAAUAUAAAGGAGAAAAAUAGUAAUAUCUUUCAGAGCUUGAGAUUUUAUGUAAGUAUCAACUUUUUAGACACUGUAGAAUGCUUUCAAUCUGCAAGAGCAGACUUGCUACGUAAUGUUCGAUUAUUUAGACUAUUUUGUAAAUCUAUAUAAAAAAUGUUUUAUUUGAAGACAUUUUGAACAACAAUAUAUAAUAUAAAAUUAUUCCUCUUGCUAUAUCUUCUCUAAUAAACACAAAUAAAAUCUUUUCAAAGAUGUUACUGGUUCAAGUAAAUAUGACAUAGCCUUUGAAUUGUAUCGCAUUGACAAGGUAGAUCUGAUACGAUGGAGAAUACGUGAAGUUUUCCAUGAA
Messenger RNA from Solenopsis invicta (red fire ant), 1629 nucleotides. RefSeq names its product zinc finger protein Xfin. Gene Ontology annotation, biological process: regulation of transcription by RNA polymerase II. The transcript is spliced from 2 exons. Lineage: Eukaryota; Metazoa; Arthropoda; Insecta; Hymenoptera; Formicidae. The record is from RefSeq and is a predicted model, not a curated record. The coding region runs from base 502 to 1197 and encodes 231 amino acids. Gene Ontology annotation, molecular function: DNA-binding transcription factor activity, RNA polymerase II-specific; RNA polymerase II cis-regulatory region sequence-specific DNA binding. Gene Ontology annotation, cellular component: nucleus.